GGAAGACAGCCUAACACUUUCCUGUAAUGGCGGACCAGACAGAGAGCGAAACUCUUGGGUUUAACGACAACAGAAUGGCGCAGCAGGCGGCGCGGUUCCACAGCCCUGCCCCUGCCACAGCCCCUACGCCAGCUCAGACCCCAGUUUUACGGGGUCCUCCACCGCUCCUUAGGCCCCCGCCUCCUCCUUUUGGGAUGAUGAGGGGACCCCCACCAAGACCUCCCUUUGCACGACCUCCGUUUGACCCAAACAUGCCGCCUAUCCCACCACCAGGAGGCAUGCCACCCCCCAUCGGACCUCCUCACCUCCAGAGACCCCCUUUCCUCCCUCCUCCCAUCGGUAACCUGCCCCCUCCUCCAGGGAUGCUUUUUCCUCCUGGGAUGCCUCCUGUUCCUGCAUCUGGAACCCCAGCUCUGAAUCCUACAGAGGAAAUCUGGGUAGAGAACAAGACUUCAGAGGGAAAGACUUAUUACUACAACGCCCGAACCAGAGAGUCGUCAUGGAGUAAACCAGAUGGGGUGAAGAUAAUUCAGCAGUCCGAACUCAACCCUCUUCUGGUAGCGGGGGCCACAGGUUCAGGUGCAAACGUGGGGGCGACUGGGGCUUCUAGCGCCAACAGCAUCAACCCAGCAGCCAGCACAGCGGCGGCGGCCUCCCCCACUCAGGCUCCUAGCUCUACCCCAUCCCACACGCUCACCUCUAGUUCAGACCCCACCACCACCUCUUCACCAUCUGCGACCAUCGCAGCCAGCGCUGUAGCAGAUCUUCCCCCUGUAGCAACAGCGACUUCUAGUGUCGCUGUGUCUCCAGUCACUGUGGUGACUGUAUCCACAGUGCCGUCUCCUGUCACAGCGGUUCAGACUGUGCCGCUGCUGCCAGCAGCCUUGCCUCACAGUGUGGCCCAGCCCACUGCAGCCAUUCCUGCCUUCCCACCCGUCAUGGUGCCACCUUUCCGGGUGCCUUUACCAGGCAUGCACAUCCCUCUACCAGGUGUAGCAAUGGUGCAGAUAGUAGGUGCUCCCUGUGUAAAGGCAGGCCCCAGCGCCAACGGCAUGCUCCCUGGCAUGGGUCCACCUCUAGUUUCCAUGAUGCACCCCCAGCUGACUCUUUCCCCAGCUCCUGCUUCCAUAGCUGGAUCACUGCAGCUUCCUGAGUGGACCGAAUACAGAACAGCUGAUGGGAAAACGUAUUACUAUAACAACCGGACACUGGAGUCCACCUGGGAGAAACCACAGGCCGUCAUAGAGAAAGAAAAAGAAGCAGAGAGGGCCAAAGAACGCCUGACCCAGGAGGAAGCUGAGGCGAUGGAGAUGGAAGAGGAGAUGAAAAUGGAAAACGCUAAUAACGAGAAAGAGGAACCUAAAGAGGAAGAGAUGACAGAGGAAGAAAAGGCAGCUCAGAAGGCCAGGCCCGUAGCCACCAACCCCAUACCUGGGACACCUUGGUGUGUGGUGUGGACGGGUGAUGACCGUGUAUUUUUUUACAACCCCACAACACGGCUGUCCAUGUGGGACCGCCCUGAAGAGCUGGUUGGUCGAGCUGACGUGGACAAACACAUCCAGGAGCCGCCGCACAAGAGAGGCCUGGAGGACAGCAAAAAGACAGGUGUCAGUAAGGAGGAGCCAGAGGCAUCGACAGCUACUGAUGACAGCCCAGAUGAUGAGCACAGCAAAGCCAAAAAAAGAAAGAAGGAAGAAGCAAAGGAGGCCGACUCUGAGAAAGAGGCAGCCAUGGAGGCGGAGCUCCGAGCGGCCAGAGAAAGAGCUGUGGUUCCGCUGGAGGCCAGGAUGACCCAGUUCAGAGACAUGCUGCUGGAGAGAGGGGUGUCGGCAUUCUCAACCUGGGACAAAGAGCUUCAUAAGAUUGUGUUUGAUCCACGCUACCUUCUGCUUAACCCAAAAGAAAGGAAACAGGUUUUUGAUCAGUAUGUGAAAACACGAGCUGAAGAAGAGAGGAAGGAGAAGAAGAACAAGCUCAUGCAGGCCAAAGAUGACUUCAGGCGGAUGAUGGAGGAAUCUAAGCUCACAACCAAAACGACAUUCAGUGAAUUUGCUAUGAAGCACGGCAGAGAUCCACGAUUCAAGGCCAUCGACAAGAUGAAGGACAGGGAGGCCAUCUUUAUUGAAUUCAUGACCGCCAUGAGGAAGAGGGACAAGGAAGAUUCCAAAAGCAGAGGAGAAAAGGUAAGGCAAGACUUUUUUGAUCUCCUGAAUGACCAGCACAUAGAGGGCAACCUACGAUGGAGCAAAGUGAAAGAACGGCUAGAGACGGAUCCACGAUACAAGGCUGUGGACAGCUCCGCACUCCGAGAGGAACUUUUUAAACAGUUCAUGGAGAAACAAGCCAAGAAUGUGGACAUUGAGAAGGAGCGAGAGCUGGAGCGGCAGGCUCGUAUCGAGGCCAGUCUCAGAGAGAGGGAGCGGGAGGUGCAGAAAGCGCGAUCAGAACAGACCAAAGAGAUCGACAGAGAAAGGGAGCAGCACAAAAGGGAGGAGGCCAUCCAGAAUUUCAAAGCCCUCAUGUCUGAUAUGGUUCGUUCUUCAGAUGCAGCGUGGUCGGACACCCGCCGCAACCUGCGGAAAGACCAUCGCUGGGAGUCCGCCUCUCUGCUGGAACGGGAGGAGAAGGAGAAGCUGUUUAAUGAGCACGUAGAAGCUCUGGCCAAGAAGAAGAAGGAGCAGUUCAGGCAGCUGCUUGAUGAAACAAGCAUGAUCACACUCACAACUUCAUGGAAGGAAGUGAAGAAGGUCAUCAAGGACGAUCCGCGCUGUAUUAAAUUCUCUUCCAGUGACAGAAAGAGACAGAGAGAGUUUGAGGACUACAUCAAAGACAAAUACAUCACAGCGAAGGCUGACUUCAGAACUCUGCUAAAGGAGACCAAGUUCAUCACUUACAGGUCAAGAAAGCUGAUACAGGAGUCAGACCAGCAUCUGAAGGAUGUGGAAAAGAUUCUCCAGAACGACAAGCGAUACCUCGUCCUGGAGUGUGUCCCAGAGGAGCGGAGGAAGCUGAUCAUGUUUUACAUCGAAGACUUAGACAGACGUGGCCCGCCUCCUCCCCCCACCGCCUCCGAGCCGACGCGACGCUCCACCAAGUGACUGUCGUCUUUGCAGGCAUGGCCAGUGUGCUGCUCCUCCCUGCCUUCGGCCACAGCAUGACCUUCCCCCAGCACCUCCUGAACCCCAGCCUUCAGGCUGGCCCGCAGUGUUAUUGCUGGGGGCUGAAUUGCUUAGAGAUGAACGGUUAAGAUCACUGUAUUAUGUCACCUCUUCAUCCUGCGUUAAGGUCACAGCAGGGAACAGAGGUUACAUGAUCUCCAGACGACUGUAGACCUCUGAGGGAGAUGGGAAAGCGAUGAGGCUGUCGCCUGAGCAGCUGCACAGAUGUAAGAUAGUUGAUGUAAAUGAAGAUGCGUGUGCGUGUACGAGUGUGGCGCACGCAUGUUUAAAUGAGUAUAUGUCUGAGGCGUCCUUAAGCCUUACUGCUCCACUGUGCCAGUCACUGUUUCAGCGGCACAGUGUGAAUGUUAGUUUCAGCUCAGUGGUUUACUCAAAUGUCGCAGCAGUUUCUCUGUAAAAUGAAAUAAACGCAACGUCCACUGUUUUUUUUCA
Messenger RNA from Cyprinodon variegatus (sheepshead minnow), 3611 nucleotides. It is a transcript of the gene tcerg1b, whose product is annotated as transcription elongation regulator 1. Gene Ontology annotation, molecular function: transcription coregulator activity; RNA polymerase binding. Gene Ontology annotation, cellular component: nucleus. The transcript has 21 exons. Lineage: Eukaryota; Metazoa; Chordata; Actinopteri; Cyprinodontiformes; Cyprinodontidae. The coding region runs from base 27 to 3098 and encodes 1023 amino acids. The record is from RefSeq and is a predicted model, not a curated record.